This is a messenger RNA of Miscanthus lutarioriparius, 525 nucleotides long. The record is from the annotation of a GenBank genome assembly. Lineage: Eukaryota; Viridiplantae; Streptophyta; Magnoliopsida; Poales; Poaceae.
AUGGGGAAGACACGCGGUAUGGGAGCUGGGCGCAAGCUCAAGACCCACCGCAGGAACCAGAGGUGGGCUGACAAAGCAUACAAGAAGAGCCACUUGGGCAAUGAGUGGAAGAAACCCUUUGCUGGAUCAUCUCACGCCAAGGGCAUCGUUCUGGAGAAGAUUGGUAUUGAGGCCAAGCAGCCGAACUCUGCCAUCCGUAAGUGUGCCCGUGUUCAGCUGGUGAAGAAUGGGAAGAAGAUUGCUGCCUUUGUGCCGAAUGAUGGUUGCCUGAACUACAUUGAGGAGAAUGAUGAGGUGUUGAUUGCUGGAUUUGGUCGUAAGGGCCAUGCUGUGGGAGAUAUUCCUGGUGUCAGGUUCAAGGUUGUGAAGGUAUCUGGUGUGUCGCUGCUUGCACUCUUCAAGGAGAAGAAGGAGAAGCCAAGUACGUCGGCCAAAAUGACCCAGAGCAGGAAGGGUAACUGGAACUAUGAGGAGAGCCAACUGACGAUCUGGAAUGGCAAUGGUGGUACCUGGAACAAGAAAUAA